AAUAAUACAGCUUUGCUCUCUCGUUCAAAGUCGAGAUCGCCAGGGGAACAAAUCAGCAGAAAGAAAGCGCUGUGUGGUGUGUGAGAUAUUGUGCAGCAUUGUUAGCAUUAACGUAAUUGUUCCAGCAAACAACAGCGCGCGACACCAUGGCCGACAACGAGCAGAAAGCGAUGCAGCUGAUUGCGGAAGCGGAGAAAAAACUGAACUCGUCCAAAAGUUUCUUCGGCUCGCUAUUCGGUGGCGGUUCGAACAAGGUCGAGGAGGCCGUAGAAUGUUACCAGCGGGCGGCAAAUAUGUUUAAGAUGGCUAAGAAAUGGAGCCAGGCCGGAUCGGCCUUCUGUGAGGCGGCCAACCUGCACGCCAAGGCGGGCAGCCGACACGACGCGGCCACCAACUACGUGGACGCAUCGAACUGCUACAAGAAGACCGACCCAAAUGAAGCGGUCAACUGUCUGCUGAAGGCAAUCGACAUUUACACCGAUAUGGGCCGGUUCACGAUGGCUGCGAAGCAUCAUCAGAGCAUUGCGGAAAUGUACGAAAACGAAGCAAACGAUUUGCAAAGGGCGGUGCAGCACUACGAACAGGCGGCCGAUUAUUUCAAGGGCGAAGAAUCCACCAGCUCGGCCAACAAGUGCAUGCUGAAGGUGGCCCAGUACGCGGCCCAGCUGGAGGACUACGAGAAAGCGAUACAGAUCUACGAGCAGGUGGCCGGCUCGUGCCUCGACAGCUCGCUGCUGAAGUACAGCGCCAAAGAGUACUUCUUCCGUGCGGCCCUGUGCCACCUGAGCGUGGAUCUGCUGAACGCUCAGCACGCGAUGGAGAAAUACGCACAACAGUACCCGGCAUUCCAGGACUCGCGAGAGUACAAGCUAGUGAAGACGCUGUGCGAACAUUUGGAGGAACAAAACGUGGAUGGGUUCACUGAAGCGGUCAAGGAGUACGACAGCAUCUCCAGGCUGGACCAGUGGUACACCACGAUCCUGUUGCGAAUCAAGAAGCAGGCCAACGACAAUCCGGAUCUGCGAUAAGCAGCUCGCCACCAAGAAUAUCUAUCACAAUCCGCUCGUUUUGGUCUAUUUGUGCGCGCCUCCUCCCCUUCCAGGCGGCAUUAUAAUCACACGUACAUACACACGGACAUACACAAACCAAGACCUGUUUGUUUAAGUUUUUAAACUGUUGUGUUUUUGCGGUUCGAAACUAUUGUUUUUUCGCGGGCGAGUUGUGUCCGCGCACCGAACCGAUUAAAUGCAUGACACUCUUCACUCUGUCGUUUCGUGCGGUUACCCAAAUACGGCCGAAACCGAUGGUGUUACGGGCGUAUAUCAUACCUUUUAAAACUCAUCUAUCCCACUGGAAUUAAUGGAAAACGUAGGCCACAAUUUUAUCGUCUCUAGACGCUCUAGAAUAUUGAUAACAAAAGGAAACACACAGCCACACAAAAACUAUUCGCUACAACACAGUAAACUGUAAAAAAGUGUCGCUAUUAAAAAAAGCCACCCUCCCUUUUCGUAGUGUAAUAACCAUGCCACCACCCCCUACCCCUGCUCCUCUUUGGCAGGGUGCAUCGAGAUCUGUUGAUCCCUGUUAACCUCGAACCACGCGGCAACCUCCAUUUGGAAUUGCGUUUGCGCAUGUACGUACGUUGAGUCUUACAACACUUAUAUAGCAAUGCUUAUUAUACAUUGUUUUUUGUUAAUAAAUUAAACAGCAUUAGAUAAUUAAGUGGUUAAGGCAUGGAGCUGUUCCACACCGAAGCAAACGGACCAGGCGUACAUACACACAUACACAACACUCACACAACAGACCACCGUGGUGGUACCGGGCCGGUGGUCCAGGAACGGAUUGCAAUUGAGUGAAAUUAGCUGGAAGAUCGUGGCCAGAAGUAACCGAGAACUGAGCAAGCAAGUAGCUUUUUCCCGCCUCUCUGUACAAGCCACAUACACACACGUCCUCCCACCGGGUCACGUGGAUUUGUUUGCGCUCAUUGUUUUGCUCCAAAAAA
This is a messenger RNA of Anopheles arabiensis, 2002 nucleotides long. It is a transcript of the gene alphaSnap, whose product is annotated as alpha-soluble NSF attachment protein. Gene Ontology annotation, biological process: intracellular protein transport; SNARE complex disassembly. Gene Ontology annotation, molecular function: soluble NSF attachment protein activity; syntaxin binding. Gene Ontology annotation, cellular component: SNARE complex; vacuolar membrane. NCBI's taxonomy places the organism in Eukaryota, Metazoa, Arthropoda, Insecta, Diptera, Culicidae. The coding region runs from base 147 to 1028 and encodes 293 amino acids. The transcript is spliced from 5 exons. The record is from RefSeq and is a predicted model, not a curated record.